AUGUGCAAUGCCUGUGAGCUGGUUGAACAGGCAUUGCACAGCAACAGUCCAGCGGGCGGCGCAGGAAGCGGAGUCCUGGAGACGGGUCCGUCGCCGACGCGGGAAGCGGAGUCCCGGAGGCAGCUCUGGAGGGCCGGCAGGAGGCUCUGCAGGGCCGGCAGGUCGCUUGGACGGAGCACUGGGACGCUCGGAAGGCUGCUCUACAGCAGCAGGCACAGGACACUCGGGAGGCAGAGUCUCAGGCGGAGCACAAGGACACUCGGGAGGCAGAGUCUCAGGCGGAGCACAAGGACACUCGGGAGGCAGAGUCUCAGGCGGAGCACAAGGACACUCGGGAGGCAGAGUCUCAGGCGGAGCACAAGGACACUUGGGAGGCAGAGUCUCAGGCGGAGCACAGGGAAACUCAGAAGGCAGAGUCUCAGGUGGAGCACAGGGAAACUCGGGAGGCAGAAGCUCGGACAGAGCACAGGGGGCACUAGGAAACUCGGACAGAGCAGAAGGGGCACUAGGAAGCUUGGACGGAGCAGAGGGGGCACUAGGAAGCUCGGACGGAGCACAGGGAAACUAAGGCUCGUCCGCAAACUCGGGAAGCUCGGGAGGGGCGGGGGCUGCUCACCAGCAGCGGGCACGGGGAACGCUGGACGCUGCUCACCAGCAGCAGGCACGGGGAACGCUGGACGCUGCUCACCAGCAGCAGGCACGGGGAACGCUGGACGCUGCUUACCAGCAGUGGGCAGGUGACACUGGGGCCGGAGACAGACGCCGCCUCGGCGCGGGGACCGGAGGCAGCGGGGACUGACGCCGCCUCGGCGCGGGGACCAGAGGCAGCGGUGACGGCUUGG
Molecule: messenger RNA, 842 nt
Organism: Poecilia reticulata (guppy)
Lineage: Eukaryota; Metazoa; Chordata; Actinopteri; Cyprinodontiformes; Poeciliidae
Source: RefSeq, a predicted model, not a curated record